AUGGCCGACGACGAAGAAAAUGAUCCAACAGCACCCUUUAACGAAUUAGAAGUAUUCGAUUCUUUUUGGCACGCUUUAACAUGGAAACAAAUUAAAAAACGUAUUCCAAUAUGUGCAAGCAAAACAGUUCGUAAUCGAUACUUUCUGUCUAAUAUUGUUUAUCUUAUAUAUGCUAUUGGUAUUAUGCUUAUUGAUUUUUCACCAGCAAUAAAUGGAGGACCAGUAACAUACGAAGAACCGUGCAUUUGUGACAAUCUUACUGCUGCCAAUAGCACUGAAGAAGAAGGAGGGGUGGACUAUAAUACAGUUAUAGUCAAUAAAAUGUAUAUUGGAGUAAUACAUGUUAUUUCUGCUACAUUGUAUUGGUGGGCAUGGAAAGAUCAUCGUUGGAAUGAUGUUAUUAUGCUACCUGAAUAUUUAAAUCAUAUUGAAGCAGCUUUAUAUUUAUGGACUGCUAUAUGGUAUUCAAAAGCAGCACAAGAGGAUUAUUAUGAUUAUUAUACUUCAGCAAUUCAUAUAAUUGAAACAGUUGCAGCAUUUGUUGAAUUAUUUGCAUCAUUUGGAUGGAUCAUGUCUUGGUAUCGAACAUAUACACGUACGAUUGGUCGUGGUUUUACAUUAGAUGAUCCCGAUACAGUAGCAUAUACAUUCACAACGUUGAGUUCAUUUGUUUAUAUAACCUAUAAUAUUCAAAUAUUACAAAAUCCAAAAGGUUAUGGUCAAAAUACACUUUAUAUUUAUGGUGAUAUUACUUAUUUUGUCGGUGCUGUUUUUUAUUUAUGGGCAAAUCUGAGAGACGAUGGUUGGCUGUGGUGGAUGCCUGUCGCUGGACAAUAUGGGAUAGCUGCAGGAAGAAUACAAACAGGAAAACAUAUUGAAAUAGGUCUGCCUCAUUUAUUAAUUAGUGGACCUGAGCCAAUUACCAACUGUUGGCGGCAAUGUUGUGAAAAUGCUUUAGACAGACCAAAAAACGAUGUGGUGCCUCUGGAUGAAAAAAAUCAUGAUAUUACAGACUCUACAAAUCGAGUGUGA
Molecule: messenger RNA, 1032 nt
Organism: Rotaria sp. Silwood1
Lineage: Eukaryota; Metazoa; Rotifera; Eurotatoria; Philodinida; Philodinidae
Source: the annotation of a GenBank genome assembly